AGAGAGAGAGGCGCGGAGGAGCUGCAAAACAUGGUAAUCACCACCAACAACAUCACCAUCACCACCACCAUCACCUCCAGCUCUGCCGCGCACUCUCCCGUCUCCUCUCCUCCUCUGCGCCGGGACUUGCGUUUCAUGCCCAAAGCCCUGAUCUGCGCUCCAAAAAUAACCCUCAGCCAGCAUGCCGAAGGAAGCAAAACAAGAAGAGCGGUAUUUUUAGGGUCAUUAAUUUCGACCACGUGGCCCGAAGGUAAACCGGAUGGCCGUUGCGCAAAGGCUCCUCGUCAGUAUGUCCUGCGAGGCCGGCACGCCGCACUGGACGCUGACCGCGGCGCUCCUCCUGGGCUUUCUGCUGGGGAUCGUGUCAGCGUACCCGUUACCGAGCGGCAGGACGAAUGCAACUUUGCUGGAGAAACGGUGGGAGACCCUCUUCUCCCGCUCUGUGCUGGGGAUCUCCGGGGAGAAACCGGAGCUGAACUGGGAGAGUGACUAUCUGCUGGGCAUCAAAAGAGUGCGGAGGCUCUACUGCAACGUGGGCAUCGGGUUUCACCUUCAGAUCCUCCCCGACGGCAGGAUAAACGGUGUACAUAAUGAAAACCAGGACAGCCUGAUAGAAAUCUCCACGGUGAGCAGAGGAGUGGUGAGCCUGUACGGGGUGAGCAGCGAGCUGUUUGUCGCAAUGAACCGCCGGGGGAGGUUAUACGGAACGACAGUCUUCCAUGACGAGUGCAAGUUCAAGGAGAGCUUGCUCCCCAACAACUACAACGCCUACGAGUCCCUGGUGUACCGAGGGUCCUACAUCGCCCUCAGCAAGUACGGCCAAAUGAAGAGGGGCAACAAGGUCACCACCGCCAUGACCGUCACGCACUUCCUACCCCGAAUAUGAUGAUCAGAGAAACGGGCAAUAACUAACUUAUUUGCACAUGUGGAUUAUUUCCCAGGUAACACCGAUACCAUAUACGUACAUACAAAACACAAAAAGACAACAUGGACUGUUAAAGGAAGAAACAGUUAUAUCUGAUAGUAUUUAUUCAGACUUUAUAUGUAUAUUUGGGUAGCUUACUUUGUAUUAGAAAUGAAGGAAAUGCCAUUCUUUGCUGCUUUUAUGAUUUUUGUCUGUUGUGGGCUGACGGGGAUGGAGAGGCGCCGCGGGGCCCCUCGGGUUUUAUGGGUGCUUGCUGG
This is a messenger RNA of Salarias fasciatus (jewelled blenny), 1182 nucleotides long. RefSeq names its product fibroblast growth factor 6. The record is from RefSeq and is a predicted model, not a curated record. The coding region runs from base 260 to 886 and encodes 208 amino acids. The transcript has 3 exons. NCBI's taxonomy places the organism in Eukaryota, Metazoa, Chordata, Actinopteri, Blenniiformes, Blenniidae. Gene Ontology annotation, molecular function: growth factor activity.